Calidris pugnax (ruff) is the source of this 6300-nucleotide messenger RNA. RefSeq names its product transducin (beta)-like 1X-linked (gene TBL1X). The coding region runs from base 409 to 1980 and encodes 523 amino acids. Gene Ontology annotation, molecular function: protein binding; transcription corepressor activity. Gene Ontology annotation, biological process: regulation of transcription by RNA polymerase II. NCBI's taxonomy places the organism in Eukaryota, Metazoa, Chordata, Aves, Charadriiformes, Scolopacidae. Gene Ontology annotation, cellular component: histone deacetylase complex. The record is from RefSeq and is a predicted model, not a curated record. The transcript is spliced from 16 exons.
AAGGAGGUAAGGCUGGGCCUACAGCUAAGGCUCAGGCCAUGUAGCAACGACGAUGGCCAUCCCUUCUGUCUUGUUUCCUUUCGUGCCCGGAGGUCCCCUGUCCCUCCAGCUGGUGCCUUCCCUGGCCAAUUCAGCAGCGUAGAUCUGGCACACCACCAUCGCUUCUCCAGCUUGGGAGCCAGAAGGUGGUUAGUCUUCCUUGACGCUAAGCAGUUCUGGUGAAGGGAUUGAAGAAACUAAAAAAGCCCAGCCCUCUCAGCUGUCAGAUGCGGUGAUCUCCAUGGUAACUCAAACCCCCAGACUCUCGACAGCAGCCUGCGAGGAGCAGCAUUCAGCAGCUCAAGGGUCUCACGACCAGAGCGUGGAUCACACUUCUCGUAAACCUCAUCAUAGUGAGGUUGGGCUAAGAUGAGCAUAACCAGUGACGAAGUGAAUUUCUUGGUGUAUCGCUAUCUCCAGGAAUCAGGUUUCUCCCACUCGGCCUUCACCUUCGGAAUCGAGAGCCACAUCAGCCAGUCCAACAUCAACGGAACACUAGUGCCACCUGCCGCACUCAUCUCCAUCCUCCAGAAGGGGCUCCAGUAUGUGGAGGCUGAGAUCAGCAUCAACGAAGAUGGUACAGUAUUUGACGGCAGGCCCAUAGAGUCACUGUCUCUGAUAGACGCGGUGAUGCCUGAUGUUGUACAGACCCGGCAGCAAGCAUUCAGAGAGAAACUAGCUCAGCAACAAGCCAGCGCAGCGGCGGCAGCGGCAGCAACGGCAGCAACAGCGGGAGCAACGACGACUGCUGUUUCCCAGCAGAACACACCAAAGAACGGAGAAGCCACUGUGAAUGGAGAGGAGAAUGGGGCACAUGCAAUAAAUAAUCAUUCAAAGCCAAUGGAAAUAGACGGGGAUGUUGAAAUUCCUCCUAACAAAGCAACAGUCCUUCGGGGCCAUGAAUCAGAGGUGUUCAUCUGUGCCUGGAACCCUGUCAGUGACCUGCUAGCAUCUGGAUCUGGAGACUCAACGGCCAGAAUAUGGAAUCUCAAUGAAAACAGCAACAGCGGUUCCACUCAACUAGUUUUGAGGCACUGCAUAAGAGAAGGAGGACACGAUGUCCCCAGCAAUAAGGAUGUGACUUCAUUGGACUGGAAUAGUGAUGGAACACUAUUGGCUACAGGCUCAUAUGAUGGUUUUGCAAGAAUAUGGACAGAAGAUGGAAACCUUGCAAGCACCUUAGGUCAACAUAAAGGUCCAAUAUUUGCCCUGAAAUGGAACAAAAAGGGGAAUUAUAUUUUAAGUGCUGGUGUUGAUAAAACAACAAUAAUUUGGGAUGCUCACACAGGAGAAGCUAAACAGCAGUUUCCUUUCCAUUCAGCUCCUGCUCUGGAUGUAGACUGGCAGAACAACACUACUUUUGCCUCCUGCAGCACUGACAUGUGCAUUCACGUAUGCAGACUUGGCUGUGAUCGUCCCGUUAAAACCUUCCAAGGACACACAAACGAGGUUAACGCAAUCAAAUGGGACCCAUCUGGCAUGCUACUAGCAUCUUGCUCCGACGAUAUGACAUUAAAGAUUUGGAGUAUGAAGCAAGAUACCUGUGUACAUGAUCUUCAGGCUCACAGCAAAGAGAUUUAUACUAUCAAAUGGAGUCCUACAGGACCAGGCACCAGCAACCCAAACUCCAACAUCAUGUUAGCAAGUGCUUCGUUUGAUUCCACCGUUCGGCUGUGGGACGUUGACCGAGGAGUCUGCAUCCAUACGUUAACAAAACAUCAAGAGCCUGUCUACAGUGUAGCUUUUAGUCCUGAUGGAAAAUAUCUAGCCAGUGGGUCCUUUGACAAAUGUGUCCAUAUAUGGAAUACUCAGAGUGGAACUCUAGUACAUAGCUACCGAGGCACCGGGGGCAUCUUUGAAGUCUGCUGGAACGCUAGAGGAGACAAAGUGGGAGCAAGCGCAUCAGACGGAUCGGUUUGUGUUCUAGACCUGCGGAAGUAAAAGUGAAAUGUUUUAGAAGAAAUUUCAAAUGGACCAGCAGUGAAUGUGUGGGGAGAAGCACUCUUCAAAACUAUUCUUAACAGCUCCAGAACUGUACGAACUUGAACAAAGUUAGAGUGUACCGUGAAACCAACUCUCCCUGGCCACAGGUGUCUAGUAUUUUGUCCGUAACCUUCAUCAAGGAGUAAAAACACAGUCACUUCAGAGGGGGAGGGAAUGGUUUCCACCUGGAACAUUCAGCCUUGGAAGCAUGAAGCCACCAGCUAGGCAUUGCACUGUUUGGUUUGCGUCUGAGAACUUGCUCUGAUGGCUGGGAAAAAAAAGCUGUGCCAAAAAAAAAUUAAUAAAAAAAAAAAAAGAAAAAUGCUGUGAUAAACCAAAAGGGAAAAAAAAAAUCCUCCUCCAUGCGGUGUUGUAUUUUUUCCUUCCAAUUUGGACACUACAGUUGCUCUCCCAAAGGACGUUCAAAGACCAGUUUGUACUGAUGAAAUGCUCAACUUUGUAAUCACAACACUUUCUAUUUUCUAGACUACUUUUUUUGUUCAGUGGUUUUUCUAUCAGCUGGAAUAUUACAGCCUGGAGGAUCCCAGGCUUAGGAUGAAACUUUUGUUUUCCUUUUAUUUCUCCCUUCCACUCCCAACUUCUCCUUCCUUUUUUUUCCUCCUCUUUCUUCUUACCCUUUUUUUUUUUUCUUUUUUCCCUGUAUGCCCAUAGUAGAUGCAGCCAGGUGGACAUGACAAUGAAAAUUUUUGACAGACUGCUUCUCCUCUCUUCUCUCUCUUCCUUUUCCUUUCUUUCUCUCCGUUGAAAAGAAAAAAAAAUCCUCCAUGCUUCAGAUCUUAGCGUCUCAAGGGCACUUUCAGCAAAUUGUGUAAUAAGUGCUUUAUAUAAGAAUGCAGUGCUGGGGAAGAUUUUUACAGGAGAAAGAUGACUUUUAACAGAAAGAACCCAGUGUAUUUUUGGAAAAAAAAUAUUUUUUAUGUUAAACAGUUUUAAAAGCCUAAUACGGCCACCAAAUGUAGACCAGUUGUGUAAUUCAAGCAAAAAGAAUGACACGGAGUCCAAGGAACAUGAAAGGUGCAGUAUCCUUUUUCUCUUCUCUCUCAAAAAGAGCUGUAAGAAAAAAAAUGCCAUUUGAUACAACAAAUGCCAGUCAUUUACUAAGAGUCCUCUUCCAGCAGCCAGCCAUUGAUACAGUCUCGUUUCAUUUUUGUGGCUGUUUGGUGAUGUACCCACAGGAACAGGGAUUCAUAAAUUUAAGACUAUAAAUACAGCAUUCAUUUUCUUAAGUCCAUACUUUCAUAUAACCUUGGUGACCAGGGAAAACCGAUUGUGGAUCUUCUUUCCUCUAUCAGUAGCUCAAAUGUCACACUGAACGUGGGGUUGGCUGCCCGUGAUGGUGCUGAGCGUGCUGUCCUCCACUGUUCAACCCACUCAGCUGCUUCUCUUCCAGUAAGUCAAUGGGAUUUUACUGCUGACUUAAUGGGACCAGUUGGACCAAGAUCUAUUGACUGCAUCUGUCAUUGUUGAAGAGCACACUCUUGCCAAGCUGCUGUCCAUCUAUGGUGGACACACACCUGGAGGAACCUCUUCCAUCACGUUGGGCAGUCUAUGGUGCUGCUGUCGCCCUCAGCCAUCUGUGUUCUGCGUGCUACAAGGAAAGCUCUGGGUCUGCCCAGGGAGCUUUAGCUUUGUGGGUGUCCUCAGUGCAGCGCUCAGAAGACAAUGUAGAACUCUCCAUUAGGUGAGGACAUGAUAAAGGAUAUAUAAAUUCUGUCUCAACAUAUAUACUAGUAUAAAGUUGUGAUGGGUGAAAUGAUUGGAAUGACAAUAAAGACUUCCAAAGCACCACCCAUCCACUUUGGACAUGACUUCCUCUGCAAGCUGGACAUCUGCAGGGAUGUCUGCUGAAGACUACACCCGGAGCAGAUGAUGGAUGCAAAGAAGGAUGCACAGGCGGAGUUUACUGAAAGUGCUGUAAACUGUAAGGCAACCUUGGGGUGGUGGCAGCUGAGUCAAACAGGUGCCCUCUCUAGCCCACAGGCUGGGCGAGGAUUUGCAGGAGAGAAAAACAAGCAAGCAGAGAAUCCCCUCAACAUCACGUAGAACCUUCCUGCCCAAAGUCACCAUUUCUUUAACAGAGCAGCUUCCCUUUGGUUGGACCACGGCUGCUGAUGUGGUGAUGUGAUCUGACCAAAACCGAAACCAGAGCCCUACUGCUCCUGCACCAGGUGGUGCAAGACCUUCCAGGCAUCAUGGCAUCAUUGUGGCAUCAUCAUGGCAUUGUGGAAUCCAUACUUCAUUUUUUCUCCUGGGUUUUCCUCUCUUUAUCCUUGCAUCUGCACAGGAUCUUAGUCCUUCCAGUGGAACCAGCCACUGCCAGCUGCAGCUGCAUUUCUUAAAGGUACACAUUUGGAAAGGAGAAAAGAAUGAAAAGAAACAACUGCUGAAAGGGUUACUCAGUCCUGAGGUAAAAACAGUUUUGUGGGAUUUUAGUUAUUAAUGACAGUUAGGCUCAUUUAUAAUUUAUAUCAAAGAAUUGGACACUGGAAGGUAUCAAGGAUUCUUUUCAGUGUUAAAUGCAUUUAUGUGUUGGUUUCAGUUUUCUGCUCCAAGAGCAUGGGCUGUAGAUGAUCCCCUGACAGUUUUGCACUGGUUUAUAAUAACCACGUGUACCUACUAAUUUAAAGUCACUACUUUAAAAAAAAAAAAAAAAGAGUACCUGUUAGAAGGGAGGCUUAAAUUUGAACAGAAAAGUUAAAUGUGGAUUUAUAAAGCACGGUUGGGUCAAUGAUUUAAUUACAAUCAUUGCAUGUACACGGUUAACUUCCUAAGCUGGUUUUGGGUGGCAUUUCUGAGAAUAACACACAGAAGCUCCAGGGACCCCUGAACAGGCCAGACCUCAGGAUUCCAAGAGAUGAGGCUGCUGACGCUGAGCUGAGCGAUGGUGCACAGCCCGUGUUUCACCGUGUUUCCCAGGACAGCUACUGUGGAUGACUCGGCAGUGUCCAUGAUGCCUGUUUCUUCCUCCUUUUAUCCUUUCUUUAAAUUGUCGGAACAUCACCUUACCUCUGCCCUACCUCCGUGGAGGUGAGAAGCCAAGAGAAACAAAAUUUAAAAGUCAGUGGGAUUGCAAAGCCUACGUGUGAGAGAGGCUCCUGCUCCGGAGAGUUUUCCCUACAGACCAUCAGAUUUGAAAGCAGCGUACGUGGAAAGCUGAAAAAAUUCACUUUUCUUCCCCUCCCCGAGAUGCUAAAGACUGGAAAAUUCUCACAGCUACUGUAGUAGAGAGUUUUCAGCUCAUAUGAGGGCAGCUACUGAGGAAGGCAGAAGAUGCAGUUGCAAAGGUUAAUCCUAGCCUAGCGGGCUGGUUGCUUCAGGAGGUGGGCCAUGGGGAGAGAGAGGCUUUUCCAAGCUCCAGUUCAGCGUGGACAUCUGAGCCAAGACCUGCAGAACUGUCCUCAUGGGACUUCUGGCUUUCCUCCACUGCUCUGCUGGUGUCCCCUGGCCAGCUCCCCCGCCACAGAACGGCACCAAGCAAGAGGCUGACAGAUUUCAGCAGGUUUUUUUCAUACAAUAUUUUUUGGUCGUUUUCUUCAUAGUUCUUUGUAACAGAAGAGAAAUUGAAACACCCAUGUGAGCACACAGGGUUGUGAAACCCAUCGAGGGGCUUGCUGGAUUUGUAUCAUUGCUGGCUGUCUGGAACUGGCCUUGAAGUGAAAAAAAGACAGUUUCUGAAAAACCACUCGACUCUGUGGGUUAGAAGGAUACUGAAUCUUUUAUGUAGAAAACACUGGGUCCCUUAUGGGGCACUAAAGGGCCUGACUUACAGGGUUAUACACACAUUAACCCCAUGCUACAUCUUAGAAAUUUCCUUUUAAUUUGUUUUAAAAAAAAGAAAAAAAUAGCUAAUUUUAGAGCCAAGUGAAGUGCACUUUGUCAAAUGUAAGGGUCUGCUUUGUUUUUGGGUUUCUUUUUUCUUUUUCCCUUUUUAAUUUUUCCUCCUUUUUUUUCCUUCUUUUGCCUUUUUAAAAGAUGUGGUUCUUUGUCAAUUGCAGAAAUGUUCUUUCAGCCACUCACUGAAAUUCUGAAUUCUGGCUUCUGCAGUUUUUAUUGUCUGUGUCAGACUUGCAGCCAGACUUGGUUCUCAUUUCAGCAUUUCCCAGGUUCUGUUGAAACAACAUCAACCCUUAUUUUGUUUCUCCCCCCACCCACACUUUCUUCAAAUUCACCUUGUGUAUUGUAGCUCAUUUGUUUUAAGGAGAGAAUCAACAGAUCAUAUUCAGUGUCUUGAAUAAAUUGCUAUAUUUUGAUAUUAGA